Cottoperca gobio is the source of this 1619-nucleotide messenger RNA. RefSeq names its product golgin A7 family, member Ba (gene golga7ba). NCBI's taxonomy places the organism in Eukaryota, Metazoa, Chordata, Actinopteri, Perciformes, Bovichtidae. Gene Ontology annotation, cellular component: palmitoyltransferase complex. The coding region runs from base 136 to 612 and encodes 158 amino acids. Gene Ontology annotation, biological process: protein targeting to membrane; peptidyl-L-cysteine S-palmitoylation. The record is from RefSeq and is a predicted model, not a curated record. The transcript has 5 exons.
UGUGUUAGCUCCGCCCCUCCUCUCCCCGCCCUUCCCCCCUCCCUCCACUCCUCCAAUCUGUCCCCGUGCGUGUCCCACUAAAGCGAUUUCAGCGCAUGCAGGCAGGGACUCGUCCCUACGGCGGCGGAUGGCAACAUGGCGACAGAGUUCCACAAUCUGCAGGAGUUGAGGCACAGUGCAUCUCUGGCUAAUAAAGUCUUUGUCCAGAGAGACUACAGUGAAGGAACCACCUGCAGGUUUCAGACCAAGUUCCCCUCUGAGCUGGAGAGCAGGAUUGAGCGGAAACUGUUUGAAGACACUGUGAAGACGCUGAAUAAUUACUACGCAGAGGCAGAAAAGAUAGGAGGCCAGUCCUACCUGGAGGGAUGUCUGGCCUGUUCGACAGCUUAUCUUAUCUUCCUCUGCAUGGAGACGCGCUAUGAGAAGGUGUUGAAGAAGAUAGCCAAGUACAUUCAGGAGCAGAAUGAGAAGAUCUUUGCUCCCAGAGGGCUGCUCAUCACAGACCCUUUAGAAAGGGGAAUGCGUGUCAUAGAGAUUUCCAUCUAUGAAGACCGGGGCUCCAGUGGUUCCAGCUCGGGGAGCAGCUCUGUGUCUGGCAGCACUGCUCGAUGACUGGGUACUUCCUGAUCGACCAUGUCCCCCUGAUCACUCGCAGCCCUGGAGGAGAACUUAGGACAAUGACGCUACUCCUGAUCCAACACUUAGCCCAUACAUCCCAAAGCUAAGCUCACACAAAGGAUUCACCGGUGUUUAAGCUUUUUAUAACACGCGCUGUAGUAAUUGGUUGCAAAGCAACGUGCAUGCGCCGACACAGUGAAGUUACUGUACGAUGCAAUGUCUCAGUGAAAAGAAGAGAAUAAAUAGUUAGUAAUACUUUGUGUGGUAGUACCAUUACCUUCCUUCCUGUCUUCUUUGAAGGAAGUGUUGAGGCAGGAGUGAAGACCACAAGCCUCACCGAACCUCAUACCUCAGCCACCACCGCUGCACCACACCGGACCAAACUGGGCUGAACUCCACCAUCACCCCUGCACACCAGACACUGGCUUUAAAAGAAACGUUAUCUAUACUUCUGGCUGAGUUUCCAUAUUUUAGCAAAAGUAGGAUGUACGAGUAUUUGAAGGCGUCACAAAGUUUUCACCUGUGCUGUAAAUCCUGCUGUCUGGUAGCAGAUGAAUGUCAUUCAGCCCGUCCAUGUAUUUUAUGUAGCAGAUCUUCCAUAUUUCUCACAUGAAGCCUAUAUGUUCUUUGUUAGAUACACAGACAGGCACACAUAUCUCAGUACCAACCUCUUGGCUUUAACGAGUGAGACUAUUCCCAAAUUUUGAUUAUGCAAAGACGUACUGUGCAUUACAUGCAUUAGUAAGUAGACAAAGGACGGGUCAAAAAGUCUUCUUGAUUCUUACAUGUAGUGUUUUAAAAUACACCAACCCUUCCUUGAUUUCUAAACCAACUUCCAAAGAUCCAUAACUGCCAAAAACUGGCUCACAAAUGUGAAUGUGUCUUUUAUUUUGGUGACAUUUUGUGCAAGAACAAACUUUCGUACUGCUUGUUGUUUGAUACAUGGGGCAAUGAGGUAUAUAUGACUGGCAUCAAAUAAAUACUGUUUCAUCACAGCUGCA